Scheffersomyces coipomensis is the source of this 1129-nucleotide messenger RNA. It is a transcript of the gene YDC1, whose product is annotated as alkaline dihydroceramidase. Gene Ontology annotation, biological process: ceramide biosynthetic process; ceramide catabolic process. The transcript has a single exon. Gene Ontology annotation, cellular component: endoplasmic reticulum membrane. The record is from RefSeq and is a predicted model, not a curated record. Bases 90 to 1001 code for a protein of 303 amino acids. NCBI's taxonomy places the organism in Eukaryota, Fungi, Ascomycota, Pichiomycetes, Serinales, Debaryomycetaceae.
UUCUUUUCUUUUUUUUUUAAAUUGGCUUUUUCAAUUUACAUUCAAAGUCAAGUCAAUUGAUAGAAUACUUGAUACAUCUAUAUAGAUCAAUGCUUCCGUUUGCUUAUCCGUAUCCUCCAGAACAAUUGGAUGGGUUCUGGGGUAUCCCCACUUCAACUAUAGAUUGGUGCGAGGAAAACUAUGUGGUAUCAGAAUAUAUUGCUGAAGCUUUAAAUACUUUUACCAAUUCAGUAUUUAUAGCUUUAGCCACUUUUGCUAUAUUUCAUGCUUAUCAAAAUCAUUUAGAACCUCGAUUUCUAUUUACUGCAUUUGGAUUUUUACUUGUGGGGAUUGGUUCAUGGUUAUUUCAUAUGACUUUAAUGUAUCAUUUUCAAUUAUUAGAUGAAUUACCUAUGAUUUAUGCUACUUGUAUACCAUUUUGGUCAGUAUUUAGUGAAUUUAGAACAAAACGGGAAUCAAUUAUAGUUGGAAUUGGAAUUUUCUCUGCUGCUAAUUUAUUAACUUUAAUUUACUUACACUUUAGAGACCCCACCAUACAUCAAGCUGCAUACGCUCUUUUAAAUGCUUGUAUUAUAUUUAAAUCAUUAUCAUUAACAGGUGAACAUGUUGAUGAUAAAGGAGCUAAAUCUCAAUUAUAUAAAACUAUGACAAUUGGAGUUUUAAUCUUUUUACUUGGUUACUUUUUAUGGAAUCUUGAUAUUCAUUUUUGUACAUUUGUUAGAGGUAAAAGAAGAGAUUGGGGAAUUCCUUAUGGAUUUGUUUUAGAAGGUCAUGGUUGGUGGCAUAUCUUUACUGGAACUGGAGUUUAUUAUUAUUUAGUAUACUUGGAAUAUCUUAGAUGUUUCUUACAAGGUACUGAUGAGUUUUUUGAAUUUAAAUGGGUGGCUGGACUCCCAGUUGUAUAUUGCAUAGAUAAGCAUGGUCUUCAAAGACAUAAAGCCAUUAAAGCAUUAGCAGCUGCUGAUGCUGAACUUUCAGAAUUGGAUAAGAAAAAUCAAUAAGUAGGUCUUUUUUUAUAUAUCAAAUAGGCAAGAGCCAGGCCAGGCCAAUUCAAAAAUAAUUUAUAUUUAGCACAAAUGGGGAUAUUUUAAUUUUAUUAAUUAAAUUUUUUUUAUAUUUAGAAAUCAAU